AUGGCGAAUGAAGCGCGGCCGUGCCCCUGUGACCUCGGGGACCGGAUGGAGUACGGGGGUCUCGGGCUGGAGGUCCAGAUCGAGCACAUCGGAGCUUAUUUAGUAAAACCAUCCGCUCCAUCUGACAAAGCCAUCAUCGUCAUUCAGGACAUCUUUGGGUGGCAGCUUCCAAACACCAGAUACAUGGCUGACCUGCUGGCUGACAACGGAUACAUCGCUGUGUGUCCAGACCUUUUUGUUGGGAAGGAGCCGUGGAGUCCUUCCAAUGACUGGUCCAAAUUUCAGGAGUGGUUUGAAGAAAAAAAUCCAACCAACAUUAACAAAGAGGUGGAUGCAGUGCUGCGGUUCCUGAAGGAGAAGUGUGGGGCCAAACACAUCGGAGCGGUGGGUUUCUGCUGGGGGGGGUCCUCCACUCAUCACCUCGCACUGCAGUACCCAGAGCUCAAAGCUGGAGUGUCCGUCUACGGGAUCGUCCGUGAAAGAGAGGACCGGUACGAUCUGAAGUUUCCCACGCUCUUCAUCUUCGCAGAGAACGAUCACGUUAUCCCACUGGACCAGGUGAGUGUGCUUGAAGCGAAGUUGAAGGAGAAGUGCACCGUGGAUCACCAGGUGAAGAUCUUCCCGGGUCAGACGCACGGCUUCGUCCACAGAAAGAGAGAAGACAUCAACCCUGAGGACAAACCCCAAAUCCUGGAGGCCAGAGGCGACAUGCUCGACUGGCUCAACAAGUACAUGUGAACAAAGUCUGGACCAAAGGAGCAGCUGUUACCCAGAAACUACUUCAUCCAUUACUACAUGUGCCAAAGAAUCUUCUUCCACGUAGAAUAAAGAACUAAAAAUACUGUUUUGAAAA
Molecule: messenger RNA, 853 nt
Organism: Trematomus bernacchii (emerald rockcod)
Lineage: Eukaryota; Metazoa; Chordata; Actinopteri; Perciformes; Nototheniidae
Gene: cmbl
Product: carboxymethylenebutenolidase homolog (Pseudomonas)
Molecular function (GO): hydrolase activity
Source: RefSeq, a predicted model, not a curated record